This is a messenger RNA of Juglans regia (Persian walnut), 832 nucleotides long. Its product is annotated as histidine-containing phosphotransfer protein 2-like. NCBI's taxonomy places the organism in Eukaryota, Viridiplantae, Streptophyta, Magnoliopsida, Fagales, Juglandaceae. Gene Ontology annotation, biological process: cytokinin-activated signaling pathway; phosphorelay signal transduction system; phosphorylation. Gene Ontology annotation, cellular component: nucleus; cytoplasm. Gene Ontology annotation, molecular function: histidine phosphotransfer kinase activity; protein histidine kinase binding. Bases 141 to 593 code for a protein of 150 amino acids. The record is from RefSeq and is a predicted model, not a curated record. The transcript is spliced from 6 exons.
UUUUGCACAACUGAGAUAGCUCUAAACACUGCCAACACUCCUAUAAAUAGAGGGUGUGAGGCAUUUCAAGUCUCAACUCAAAGACGAGUGCUUUCUGUUUCUCUCUUGUGUUUUUCUAAGUUCUCUCUCAGAGCAAGAAAAUGGUGGGGACUGAUCUCAGGCAGCAGCUGAUGAACUACAUCCAGUCCUCCCAUGAGCAGGGGAUAUUGGACGAAGCUUUUGAUCGUGUGAAAAAUCUAGAAAAUGAUGGCAAUCCUCAAUUUCUUUCGGAGAUUUUCUCCAUGUUCUGCCAUGAUGCUGAAAAUGGCAUAGCUGAACUCACCAGAUUUCUGGCUGAGCCUGUUAUAGACUAUGAAAAUGUGAGUGCUUUUGCUCACCAACUGAAGGGAAGUAGCUCGAGCGUUGGUGGUCAUCGGAUGGUCCUUGCCUGUUGUGAGCUUCGACAAGCUAGCAACAACAAGAUCAAGGAGGGAUCCUUUGAAGCCUUCGACAAGGUCAAACGUGAAUACUGCAUUCUGCGCGACAGUCUGAAUUACAUUGCGCAGAUGGAGAAGACUAUCCUUACCAACGAGGCUCGAAGGAGACGCCAGUAGAGAGCUGGCCGGUAUGCAUUCACUCCUUCUGGUUGCAUCUGCUGCCCAAGACUGAAGUAUCUUUUAAUAUUAUAUGCUAUCCCUUGAGAAUUAAAUAAGUUCACUAUAAGUGAUUAUGUUUGUCUGUCUGAGAGUUGUUGUUCAGAGUCUUUGUUCUGCACUCUGUGUUUGAAAUUUGAAUAUCUGUACUGUCUAUUUCAGCUGUUGCUUAAGUUAUAAAACUGCUUCCUUUCUUAUUA